Messenger RNA from Equus quagga, 8743 nucleotides. RefSeq names its product beta-secretase 2-like. Bases 16 to 2049 code for a protein of 677 amino acids. Gene Ontology annotation, cellular component: endosome; membrane; trans-Golgi network. The transcript has 9 exons. The record is from RefSeq and is a predicted model, not a curated record. Gene Ontology annotation, biological process: membrane protein ectodomain proteolysis; amyloid-beta metabolic process. Gene Ontology annotation, molecular function: aspartic-type endopeptidase activity. Lineage: Eukaryota; Metazoa; Chordata; Mammalia; Perissodactyla; Equidae.
UUCGCCUGGUAUCGGAUGAGCCUCGUCACAUCCGUUGGCCGGGGCCGCUGGGGCGCGUUCCGAGGAAAUUCGGGACUCGAGUUUCCCCGGGAAGAGGCGCGGCCCGAGACGAGCGAGAGUGGACAGGGCGGGUCCGAGUGGACCCCGGCGGCCCCCGCGCCUGUCUUUGACCUUGGCGGCGGGGGAGGGGCCCAGCCCUUGCGGGGCAGCCGCCGCCCGCCAGAGGGGGCAGCGGCGACCAACUUGCUCAACUUGGCGGCGCGGGCUGGGGCGGCUCCGGCGCCUCCGCCUCCUCCUCCUCCUCCUCCUCCUCCUCUUCCCCCGAGCCUCCUCCUCCCCCGGUCCUCCUCGCAUCCGCCGCCGCCGCCGCCGGCCCCGCUGCGCGCCCAGCCCUGCCCCACAGCCCCGCGCGCCGCCGAGUCGCUGAGCCGCCGCCGCCGGACGGGACAGGACGGGCCGGGCCGGGCGCGCUCUCCGGGCCCCGCCGCGGGCAUGGGCGCGCUGGCCCGGGCGCUGCUGCUGCCGCUGCUGGCCCAGUGGCUCCUGCGCGCGGCCCCGGCGCUGGCCCCCGCGCCCUUCACGCUGCCCCUCCGGGUGGCCGUGGCCACUAGCCGUGGAGCUGCGUCCACCCCCAGGCCCGGGACCCCCUCCGAGCCCCGCGCCGUGCCCCGCGCCGACGGCCUGGCGCUUGCCCUGGAGCCCGCCGGGGGCGCGGCCAACUUCUUGGCCAUGGUGGACAACCUGCAAGGGGACUCUGGCCGCGGCUACUACCUGGAGAUGCUGAUCGGGACCCCCCCGCAGAAGCUGCAGAUUCUGGUUGACACUGGGAGCAGCAACUUCGCCGUGGCAGGUGCCCCGCAUGCGUACAUAGACUCCUACUUUGAUGCCGAGAGGUCCAGCACGUACCGCUCCAAGGGCUUUGAUGUCACCGUGAAAUACACACAGGGGAGCUGGACUGGCUUCGUUGGGGAGGACCUUGUCACCAUCCCAAAAGGCUUCAAUAGUUCUUUUCUUGUCAACAUUGCCACUAUUUUUGAGUCUGAGAAUUUCUUUUUGCCUGGCAUUAAAUGGAACGGGAUCCUUGGACUUGCCUAUGCAACCCUGGCGAAGCCAUCAAGUUCCCUGGAGACAUUUUUUGAUUCCCUGGUGACACAAGCAAAAAUCCCCAACGUUUUCUCCAUGCAGAUGUGUGGGGCAGGAUUGCCAGUAGCUGGACCUGGUACCAACGGAGGUAGUCUUGUCCUGGGUGGAAUUGAACCGAGUCUGUACAGAGGAGACAUCUGGUAUACCCCUAUUAAGGAGGAGUGGUAUUAUCAGAUAGAAAUUCUGAAAUUGGAAAUCGGAGGCCAGAGCCUUAAUCUGGACUGCAGAGAGUAUAAUGCGGACAAGGCCAUCGUGGACAGUGGCACCACACUGCUGCGCCUGCCCCAGAAGGUGUUUAACGCAGUGGUCGAAGCUGUGGCCCGCACAUCUCUGAUUCCAGAAUUCUCUGAUGGUUUCUGGACUGGGUCCCAGCUGGCAUGUUGGACGAAUUCGGAGACACCUUGGUCUUACUUCCCUAAAAUCUCCAUCUACCUGAGAGCCGAGAACUCCAGCAGGUCGUUCCGGAUAACUAUCCUGCCUCAGCUUUACAUUCAGCCCAUGAUGGGGCCUGGCCUGAAUUAUGAAUGUUACCGAUUCGGCAUUUCCCCUUCCACGAAUGCGCUGGUGAUUGGUGCUACCGUGAUGGAGGGUUUCUACGUGGUCUUUGACAGAGCUCGGAAGAGGGUAGGCUUUGCAGCAAGCCCCUGUGCAGAAAUUGCAGGUGCUCCGGUGUCUGAAAUUUCUGGGCCUUUCUCCACAGACGAUGUAGCCAGCAACUGUGUCCCUGCCCUGCCUUUGAAUGAGCCCAUUUUGUGGAUUGUCUCCUAUACUCUUAUGAGCGUGUGCGGAAUCAUCCUUCUUAUCUUAAUCAUCCUGCUGCUAGUUCCGUUCCGGUGUCGGCAUGGCCCCCGCGAUCCUGAGGUUGUCAAUGAUGAGUCCUCUCUCGUCCGGCAUCGCUGGAAAUGAAGAGCAAAGCCUGAACUCGGGCAACCUUGAACUCAACUAUUAAGAGAAAUAAAUUUCAAGUGCAGUAAGCAGGGGUUCUAAGGCAAGGUUUCUUCCUAUGUCCAUUAGUCUUAAAUCUCUGUUCUGCUCCCAGAUGCCUUCGAGACUCACUGUAUUUUGAUUCUUGAUUUUAAAGCUUCCUCCUUCUCUCCUACUUCCAAGAAAAAUGAUAAUAAAAAACACCUCCUUCUAAACCAAAACAGAGUGAAUUGGGCUGCAGCCUUUAUGUGACUGAUUAUACCAAACUGUCUAGGUAGACCACCAAAAAAAAAAAAAGCAAGCCUUGGCUAGUUCUCUCCCUCCCAUCUCUGGAGAAGUGAGUGCAUAUAGUUUAUAACUCCUCUUAGCUAAUGGGAAGCUUUUUCUAUUUCACUUAAGAGUAUUUUGCACUAAGCCUCAACCCAGGUCAGAGUGAUACAAGAAGGCUUGCAAUAUGAUGGCAGGAGAAGCAGCCUGGGGCCUGAUGAUAUAACCAUCCUGCCCCCUUCUGAGUCGGAAACAGAGCAGCAGGCCCCUUUUCUGGGUCUCUGUGCUCUGAUUGGGAGCUGAAUCCUCAAGGAGAAGAUCGUCACCCAGCAGCCUUCACCAGCCUCUUCUGAAGAUGGAAGACCUUCCGUCCAUCGUGAUAGAGUAGGAAGGAAACCUACUCUUUUGUACUCACUGCUUUGCAUAGUAUUGUUGGUGUAAAAGUGAAAAACUACCUCUGUUGAGACUUUGCCUAGGGUCCUGUGCCUGGGUGGGAGUGCAGGCAGCCUGGUCCCAGCUGCUGACCUCACCUAAAAGAACCCUCAUUCCAACAGGUGAGAUGUAACAGGUGCUGAGCUCACAUCAACCUGGAGAAGGUCUGUCACCAAGCUGGUCACUAUCGCCAUGCUUACUCUUACUUAAAAUGAACAAACAGUGUUUUAAUGAGAAACACAAAUUCUUUUUCCCUAGCUUAGUUGUUUCUCUUCCAACUCUCUGAAGGUAAGUUGAUUAUUACCCUUUGGGGAAAUAGGGAAAUGGCUAAAUGCCCGUACUUCUGAGCACGUCGCGGGGAAGGAAGAUCCAAGACCUGCAAAGGACGUGAAGGGAACACCCAAUUCCUCCUGUGCUUUGAAACUAUGUGUUUCUGUUUGCAGAAUCCCCUAGACUCAAGCACAUUCAUCUGAGUCAGCUUAAACAAAUCCGUUGAGCGGUUGACUCACAUCCUUCUUCCCUUUGGUGUGUUCAAUCUUGGGUGACGAGUUGGAUGUGCAGUGGUAUCCUUAUUUGAGGAAAUUUCCACUCGCUGUCAUUUAUUUAGGCCUUUGCCAAAGAAAAGUGGAAGCCUUUAACUCAAUGUAGUCAGCUUUAUAUGAUCUGAUGUAAUUAGGAGAAGAGUUCAAAGGUAAUAUUCCUUCUCUCUCGUUCGUGUGCCAUGUUCAAUGUUCACUCUGCAUUGCUAUUGGAAUGAGUUGGGCACAUAAUAAAAUUGCACUGGAAGGGCUGACUAUGGAGCAUCUCCUCCAGCUGGAGCGUUGUGUUCAAAAUAGGCUACAUGUGCAUGUUUCAGCCCUCUCUCCUCACUGGCUCCCCAGGUCACCUCCAUAUUUAGAAAUAUUUGACAGUGCCAAAGAGACGUGGGGCCACUUAUACAUGUCACAGUGUCCUCGCAGACUCCACAGCCAGAAGAAUCUGUGAGAUUCUUGUGGAGAAGGUUUAAGUUGCAUCUUAGAAAGAGCGUGAGUCUUCUGUGUUCUUCAAGAUAUAGUUCAAGCAUGGCGGGCACAAUGCCAUCUUGGAAUGGGAUGGUAGAAGGGGAUUCUGUUGUCAGAUGCUCAUCAUCAUUUCUGGUCUCAAAAUACAUUUCAGAGUUAGAAGUCUCUGGAAGUCCAAUUCUCUGCUUGCCCAGUUGGCUUUUUCAUUGGUUCCUGUUUUGUGGGCCACUUUGCAUAGAAGUGAAGGCAAUGCCCCUGGACUGUGUCUUCCCCUUGCUAUGAAAAAUCUGAAGCCCUGAAAUGAAAGGAUAGAAUGGCUGGGAUGACCCGCUUAGUUUUGCUCCGUGUUUCUUCACACAGGCGUCUUCUGUUCCAUUUUCUCGUGUUAGGUUUCUGAGCUGGGGAACAUUUCUAUUGAAGUAGAUUAGCAGGCACUGUUCCCAGAAUACGUGAUAAUACCAAGUCAGAUUUCAAGCUAGGGUAUUUGAAUGAAGUUUGCUAUAAUGCUCUGUAUUUCAUAUCAAAUUUCGCUACCUUUUCAUCUCAGAUGUCAUUGGAUGUGACAUUUUAAUGGAAAUACUUAAAUUACAAAAGCAUAACUUAGCAACACGGAUGAAAUAGACAAUUGAAUGUGAGACAUUUUCCUGGCGUGCCUUGCUGCAGAAAAUUGGACUUUGAGUCAAAACCCUGUUAGUGACACCCACCUCCUCGAGUUAUGUAAAUUGAUACUUAGCUUGGAAAAGCUUCAAGAAGGCUGGCUUUGAACAGGAAAGGAAGUAGCAACCAUUUGAGGGUAUCAUUUUUACCUUGUAACACACUGUGGAAAAUGCUGGAAGAUGGUCCUUUCCUGAAAGGUUCAACCUAGCAUUAGGUUGUUGUCAAAACCUUGUCAACUCUCUGAUGGGAAAUAGAUGCUUCUACAUGAACAAUACUUUUUUUAAAUAGGGUGAGGCUUUAUAGUCUUGAUAAGCUGUUCAGAAGCCUGAAAUGAAAUCCUGUCUUCAGCAACUGAAACUGUUUAUGGAAAAUAGCAAGGAAAUGAGAUGAGGAUUGAUUCUAUUUUUUUUCCUCCGGAAUUUAAAAGAACCACACGUGACUGGUGUCAGAUCACCUGGCAUUUACCGUACACUAUUUUGUAUUUCUUAGAAUCAAAAACAAGUACUUGGCAUUAAAGAAACAGAUUUCCUUGCGUGUGACAGCGGGGAAUGUUUCCCUAAACACAGUCCACUCCCAAGUGUUUGGAAGGAUGUUUUACCUGAUUCAUUGUGAAAUGCAGAGGUUUUGGUGGGAGAUAAAUGUGGGGUCCAUUCUGGUUUGAAAUGACGGAAGUCAUUCCCAGCAAUGCAGCAUUCACAGCUCUGCAGAGCGUCAGGUAAUAGAAUUUGCAGAGCAGCUGUGAUUUGGAGAUUCCAUGAACUCAUUUAAGAGGUGACGAAGGAUUAUUUCACUAUUUAAUAGGUUCUCUAUGUGAAUGAAAAUUUGUUCAAUUCCUCUUACCGCAUCCCCACGUGGUGGAUUUGCCCAGCAUGGUUCAGUUCUAAGCCCUGGCCUGGUGCCACUUGAUGUCUUUUGGAAGAGUCACUGCCAAACAUCCUGUUCCAUAAACAACAAUAAUUGAGUUUCACGGACUUUUUCCUUUUUAGUGGAGACCAAAUAAUUGGGUGGAAUCCCAGUGCGUUUUCUCUUGCACAGACUUAUUAGAAUUGAUUACAGAACUGUUCAGAGGAAAAGCUUGCUACUAAGAAUUUUUCUUUUUGGGGGAAAACAACUAAACACCCUAAAAUGUAAAAUUACAGGUUUCUCCAAGAGAGGGACGAGAUUUUUUAGUGCCAAGAAAACUCCACACCACAGAAGUUAUUGUGUACAUUUCUAGUGGGUUUUAAGGAUUUCGGAUUUGAACCUCUGGCAGUUUACCAAUUAAAUAGCAAGCUGGAAAAAUACAUUUGAAACUGGGGAAGGGAAAUAAAAAUAUAAGCAAAAGUAUGCUGACAAAAUAAGCAGAAUGUGCUCCUUUGGAAAAGUAGCUUUAACUGCAGGAAUCCUGAGAUUUCUUUUAACCUUAAAGUUGCUAAAUCAAUUGGAGAUGUGGUUUAUCUUACACAGCCACAAACCCCAAACUUCAAGAAUGUUAGAGCUGGAGUUGUGUGUCAGAUGUCAGCACGGACAAAGUGAAAAACUGUGGCCCCUUCCACUUUGUGUUGACCAAGCCAAGUGAAGAUUGGUUCAUUCAAGGAAUAGAGAGUAGAGGAUGUUUGGGACCUGGAAAAUUCUAGCAUCUGGGAAAGAAGGUCGGGUAAGAAGUCAUAACCCUUGACCAGCAGAUGAAAGCAAAGAUCUAGAGGAGCUGAGAACACCCCAGGGUGUCACAGGCAGCUCAUUUCACCCACGUUUUUGGCACAGCUUUCUUUUUAGGAAUUAUCCAAAGGGACCCCUCAGGAUUUAUAAUUUGUGAAAGAGAAACUUUUUUGCAGCCAUUUUUAGAUCACCUGUGUUCUACUAAAAGUUAUGGUACCCAAACUCCCAAGACGGACACGGUCCUCAGGCUGCAGGUUCAAGGUUGUGCGCUAGGAAGUUCAUAGGGCAGGGUCAAGAGGCUGGGGCCAAAGGGGAGCUGGCAAAGCUUGGGAUCUGAGCAUCUGGGAAGGGCUCCUGGCAGCCGCUGCCCUGACUGUCUCAUUGAAAGCCAGAGCAAGUCCGACGCAGCCAUUUCUAUGCAACCCUGCCAGGCCGGCCGUGAUUCAGAGUCCUACAGGUUCCCAACCACACUCCUCUGAGAAUACCUUCUGUCAGAGAUACUUCCAGAAAGAACAGCUGGAGAGGAAGCAGGAGGCUCCUUCAUGUCACUGCUGUCAGCCUCUGAGCCCCUGUGCAUCAGUGUGGCUCACGGGCAACCAGCAUCCCUUGCAGGCCCGUGACAUCCCGGAGCUCACCCUGGUCCAGUUCAGUCAGAGCACUUCAUUAGUCUCCCCAGGAGACUCCAGUGAAGGCCACCCAUGGCUCUCAGCCUUGGGCAAGCGCCCUGGGUUGCUGAGAAUGUCCUCCGGGGGGCGGGUGAGGACAGCCUGACACAGCCUGUCAUUAGUCAUAUUUGUGGAAUGGGGAAGUGAGAGCAGAGCCAGGCCUCAUAGUGACGUCAGUGUGUCUGCAAAACCUCUGGGCACAUUAGUUACUUGAGGACACACAGCUUCAACCAAUCCAUACAGUGUUUUCUCCCCUACCCCUGAACCUUCGCUGAGGUUUUUAUAAUCAGAUACUGCACAUAGAUGUCUGGUGUUUCUAAACUGCACUGUACUGUGUAAUUUUAUAGCACACUUGCUCUUAAAGAGCGAGCGCCCGGUAGCUCAAGGCUGAGUCAAGAGGCACAUCAAGGUUCCUGAUAAAUUCGGAUCCAGCCCACAGUGACAGUGACUCCAGGGCACUUGAUGUUUGAUGGUCAAGGGCCUCCACGUGUCCCAUACAGCCUUUGGGUACCAGUUAGCAUCUCAGGUUACAGGAGAGGGUGUGAUGGUGGACGAUCUGUCUCACCUCUAGAUAUCCACGGGCCGGGGUUUGCCCCCGCCUACCCGGCAGUCAUGAGAAGUAGGCAGUUCCCUUUACAGAUGGAGAAUGACCUCUACCGGACCCAAUGGGAAAAGUCUAAAUUGUACGUAGCACACAGGUAUACCCCACACAUAUCCAUCGGAGUAGAAUAUUUUACCAAUAUAGAUUUAUAAUUAUAUACAGAUUAUAGGUUUAUAAAAUAGAUUUCAAAUAAGUUGAGCACAGCUGCCAUCUUAAUGAUGUUACUAAAAGGAGACUUGAAACCUUGAGCCUCUUUGAAACCUCGCGUCCUGUAGCAAUGAUGUUUUUCUACAGAAUUUCCUUAAUUUAGGUUGGAACAUAUGUGUUUGUACUCACGAUGCACGCAUGGAUCAGAAUAUUGUGAGAAGGCAGGUGUGACCAAAAGGCAGGGCUUAUUUUUUCCUCUAAGUGCUACAUGUAGAGGUUGUUGAAAAAGACCUGAUAUAACUAAGAUUUCAGCUUGUCUCGUUACCUAUUGAGGUAAAAUUUCCCAUUUUUGCAGUUAACACUCCUGAAUGAAAAUUAAGAAAACGUUCAAAGAUUAUCUUUUUGAGAUAAAGAAAAUGUGAACAAAGCUAAUUAAGGACCUACUGAUCUAUAACAAAAAUCACCCAAAAUAAACUCCCUUGACUCCAGCUUUUUAUCCAGUUUUAUGUUCUCUGUUGCUGGUGGUAACAACCUGGAAUUGCUUUCUCUCAUUUUCCGAAUUGUGGAUGUACUAUUUUACAUUCUUAGCUGUGAGUUUUGGAAUUGUACUUAGUGUUGGCAUUACUUAGUACGAGGAGAGGAAAGAGAAUGAAUGAGAUUUGUCAUGUGCUAAUAAAAGCUGAAUGUUUGUCAUCUAAAAUGAUGCAUUUCCUACCAUUUCUGUUAAUUCGCACAGUUAAAUAUACUUAAAGUUUAAAAUCUCUAUGUUCAGUCACUUAAAGGAGGCACUCAUUUUUUCUUAAAAAGGGUGACUUUUCUGCUGCACUAGUGGCGUUUCUUUUUGGGCCAAAGAGCUACAAGCCUUGUCUGCUAAAAUGGAUGCUAAAAGUAGUGCUUUACGAAAUGUAUUUAUGUGUACAUCUCAGAUUAAUGUCCUUUAAUACACAAUUCUUCAGUGUAACUUGUAUUUCUGAAAAUGCUUAAGGUUAUUUUAUAUUUCCCUUUUGGAAUUUCCCUCUAUUUUUAGUAUAUCGACUUAAAUUAAAGGUGUGAUAGGACCAGGAGUUGGAGCAAAGAAGUAUUCGUUCCAUCUUAGAAGUGGCCCUGCGGCUACUGACCAAUGUCCGAAUCGUUGUGCACUUCAAAACUGGAGUUUUCUAAAAUAAUCCUAUUUUUAUACUUGUAUGUACCAACAAUUUAAGAUGUAUACCAUUGAAAAGGAAAUAAAAGAGUUUGGUUUGUUUGAAUAAAUAAUACUUCCAACUUGC